CAGUACUACGUGCACAAACCUGCGGCCGUGCCCUCCAUCUUCCACCUGACUGAGAAGAGGGGGCUGAAGGCCCUGGCCGCCCCAGGAGAAAGGACACCAGGAAGGCCGCCGGGGGCCUGAGGGAACAUGUGAGUGAGGCAGAUGGGAAAGGAGCUGCAGGUUCAUCGUCGUCCUCGAGGGAAAACCUGAGGGCCUAGCCGGGGUCCCGCAAGUUGAAGCGAGCCCCUCUGCAGGGUGAACCCGCAGCCAGGGCUGCCCGGGAAGCCGCCAGUCAGAAGCGGGCGCAGAGUCUCUGGAAGGAACUCCAGGAGACAGUGUGGCCUCCACAGCAUCAGGCAGCCAGGGAGAUGCAAACACGUCUGCUGUAGAUGCUGGCGAUGAAACCCCCUCUUCCCAGCGAGGGGCUGCUGGGUAAGAGUGGCAUUUCCGUGGGUGACUUUACCCCCAGGAUCUGGGGCGUGCAGAUUUAUUGGCUGGUUUCCUUCUUACAGUUUCUCCUCAGUGUACACUCGAGAGAGGCCAUCUGUCCCCCAGAGCCUGUCGAGCGAAGGAGGCUGAAGAGAGACGCGGAGCCCAGCUGCAGCGGGACCAGCCUGAGGCCUGACGAGGGCUUGGCCCAGAGCCCCCAAGUUCAUCAUUCACAAUGAUGCCUCAGAAACCCUCCCAGAGCCCCUCCACUCCAACAGACGUCACCCCGAAGCCAGCCGCAGAAGCUGUGCAGGGCGAGCACAGCGACACCGGCCCCACGUCCCUCAGCGGGCUCAUCCUGUCAGCACUGGGGGCCCAAGAACUCCUCGACUCACUGCACUCCUACUGCUUCUGCUCCCGGGGGAACAGGAGCACGGGUGCCGCCUGCAGGGGCAGGUGGAGAAGAACGGCGAGCUGAAGAGGGGCAGCCGCCGACAGCCAGGUGCAGACGCUGCAGGAGGAGCUAGAUGAGCUGAAGGGAGGGGGCUCCCUGCCUUAGCAGCCUGCUGCCCCCAGCCAAGGAAUGGAAUCUUAAACCAGUCAGUGGGGAAUCGCCUGAUGAGCAGCAGUUUGGUGGCAGCAGUGGGAUUCAAAGGACUCAUCUGAUGGCUUCGGAGAUGAGAAACACAGGCAUUGCGCCAGCUGCAGAGCUCCAGCCGGCGGCAGAAGCAGGGCAGUGGACAGUGGUGGAGGUAGAGCUGGCUCCAGCUCCGUCAAUACCACCCCCUCUAGCGCUGGAGCCAGCGUCCCCUCCAUCAGCAGUGUUGGAGCUGGAGCAAGGGCCCACGUCGGCUCCAGCAGGAGUGGGAGCUGCUGAGCUGGAGUCACCUGGACCAUCAUUUCUAGUGGGAAGUCCAUCUCCACCUGUGGCCAUUAAGGAGGAUGAGAAGAAGCCUAACUUCACGGCCUUCCCUCCUAAGCUGGUGGCGGAGCUGUUGACCGUGAUGGAUGUGGAGUGCGAGAUCCUGAAGAACUUCUCCUCACUCCGUGCUGUCAUCUCUGCUCUGCAGAAAACCUCCAUAAGCCACCUGAAGAACAAGUGGGUGGAUGUUUCCCAGUGGGUAGGCCCCUCUCCAUAG
This is a messenger RNA of Diceros bicornis minor, 1547 nucleotides long. RefSeq names its product ral guanine nucleotide dissociation stimulator-like. Gene Ontology annotation, biological process: small GTPase-mediated signal transduction. NCBI's taxonomy places the organism in Eukaryota, Metazoa, Chordata, Mammalia, Perissodactyla, Rhinocerotidae. The record is from RefSeq and is a predicted model, not a curated record. Gene Ontology annotation, molecular function: guanyl-nucleotide exchange factor activity. Bases 1074 to 1547 code for a protein of 157 amino acids. The transcript is spliced from 5 exons.